Messenger RNA from Paramormyrops kingsleyae, 1514 nucleotides. RefSeq names its product shisa family member 2a (gene shisa2a). The record is from RefSeq and is a predicted model, not a curated record. Lineage: Eukaryota; Metazoa; Chordata; Actinopteri; Osteoglossiformes; Mormyridae.
UGAAUGGGGUUAAAAAGCUUCUUGUUCUCCUCGGCACUGUCGAGCGUCUUCCAGCUGUGUCGGAAGUUCUGCUUUGCAAAAACUUACUAAAACGGUUGUUGUUAUUUUAUUAAUUUAUUCUUAUUCUUACGUGGAUCAAUUCCUCAGUUUAACAAAUUUGGAUUUUUUUUUCUUGGAUCUGCUGGAUAUAGCCAAAGCUGUGAACAUUUUUCAACGAAAGAUCUACCAGCAUCAUGCCUGUUUAUUUUCUAGUUUCUUUGUAUUUGCUGUCCUCUGGGUUGCAGCCCCAUGCGGCGGCGGGUACCGGGGAGUAUUGCCACGGCUGGGCCGAUGCGUUCAGCGUCUGGCAUCGCGGCUUUCAGUGCCCCGAGCGCUACGAUGGCGAGGAUGCCAGGUACUGCUGCGGGACAUGCGCCCUCCGGUACUGCUGUACGGCGGCGGAGGCGAGGUUGGACCAGAGCGCUUGUGACAAUGACGACUUUAUGGAGUUCGAAAACGACGGGAAAACGACGAAAAAACCCUCACAUGUGCCGACAUAUCUGCCUUUUCUGAUUGUUGCGGGCACGUUUGUGUCAUUCGUUGUGGUCGGCUCCAUGGUUGCUAUUUGCUGUUGCCAGUGCUUGAAACCCAAGUCUGGGGACAGUCAGAGUGGCUCGGCACCCAUUCAGAGCUGCCUGCUGGAACCGGGUGGCCAUCCCUCGGAUGGCAUGACCCCCUCCCGCAAUUCCAGCACCAGCUCCAACUCCACUGGGAGGUCCAUGGCAGCGGGCCGCCAGCAGAAUGCCGGGACGCUGGGCACAGAGGUCGCUGUAAAUGUGUUCAGGCAGGCGGGAAGUGGGUACCCAGUAUCUGGUGCUCAGUCCCAGCAGUACAUGUCUCCUCCCCAACCUCCUGGCCCCUACUUCCAGCCGUACCUGAACUACGGGAUUCCCCCUGAACACACUAUGCUGGUGCCUCAAGCUUUUCUGGACAACUGCAGCACCUACGGACAACAGCAGACCUACCCCUUCCAGCACAACCCCAUUCACUCUGAGCCAUUAUACUCUGGUAUCACUGUUUAGAUACUUUCAUAUUUGCUUGCUUUUGAGGCAAGCUUCAAAGUUUGUUUCGCAGCUGCGAUAUUUAGUGUGAACGCCUGUGUGUGUGAAAAAUAAAGAAAAUCAUUUCCUAAAGAAGUGAUUAACAUUGAUUAACAGAGUAAUACUAAUGACCAGUAAACUGUGAUGCUUUUCCUUACAGUGUUUAAAAAGCAGGAAAAAUCUGGAACCAUUCCUGUGUCAUGUAUUUUUAAAAAGUUUGCCAUUAUUUAGCUUUUUAUUGUAUUGAGAAAUGUUUUUUUUUAAUGUUCUUCUGUUUUAAUUUAUUACUUCUUGAAGAAGGAGUAUAAUGUAUUACAUUUUUGUAAAAUGUUGAUAAUUCACUGAUUUCAGUGUUUAUUUAAAACUUACAUGUAUGGUCUUAUCCUCGUAUUUGCAGUUAAACUACUUGAUUAAAGUUAUCUUGCUUUACUUGUC